Messenger RNA from Klebsormidium nitens, 2028 nucleotides. Lineage: Eukaryota; Viridiplantae; Streptophyta; Klebsormidiophyceae; Klebsormidiales; Klebsormidiaceae. The record is from the annotation of a GenBank genome assembly.
AUGCGGAAACUCGCGCGGCAAUUCCCCCUCGGCGGCGGGGCGCAACUUCCCCCUCUCUACACCCAGACGGACGAUCAGCGCCGCGAAGCCGCUGAGACGUUCAGCCCGACCGGCUUUGCGGAGGACUACGACGGGCGCCUUUGCAACGUUCACGCUGGCGGACAACUCGCGGGCGCGCCCGCCGGGCAGGCCAUCGACGCAGCCCACUCCGUCUGGCUGCAGGAACAAGGCGUGUGGAUUCCCCUCUACACCAACGAUCGCAGAGAAGACCGCCACGUCAUCUGCGAGGCGGGCACGUGGACUAUGCUGGCGGAGACCAUCCGCAACGCCCCCUCCAUCAAUGAGUUCAACCAGCACUCGCAGGCCCUCACCCACCGGAACAUCCUCUCUGCCGACAAGGUGUGGGCGCAGGCGGACCGCGUGGUGUGGUUCAACCAAAGCGACCAAAACAGCCACGGCGUCAACCUGUUCCAGUUGGGACGCCUCAAGGACUUCACCACCAACUCCGACGGCCACGUGUGGACGGUGGAGCAGCGGAGGACGAACGCGGCGGCGACGGAGUACGGCCACGCCGAAGCCAUCGAGUCGUACAACAUUCUGCCAGUGACGUCAGCACUGCAGCUCCACAUCUACCCCCACUGGCGACGUCAGUCGAUCGACGUCUACGACCCGCGGCACCUGGAGCGAACCCCCUCCUACUGUGGCCUGGCGUGGGACGUGCAGCAGAUGACGCAACCCCACGAGUUCGCCCCCGGCGCCUACUAUUUCUGGCUCAACCCCCUCGACUUCCAGAUGGCGGGCUGGCUGUGCCGAGGUGUUGCUGACGUCCCCGAUGACAUCGUCAAGUCGCGGGUGCUCGAGCGCCUCACUCCCGGCCAGUGCUUCACCGUCAUCAACCAGUGGAAAGCAACCCCCGGCUCCAACACUCCGAAGGACCACACGCGGGUGGUCCAGCGCGAGUGGUUGGGGAACUACUUCCACGCCAACGACGAGCAGUGGAAGAUGCAGCUUCUCCCCGCCAGCCGCUGCAACUCCAUCCGCUACUACAUGAUGGCCAGCGCCAGCAACGUGGCGCCACUUUCCCUCGUCCACGUGGACCGUACGUACCUGGCGCCGUACGGAACAUGGGGCUACAUCCUGCGCCAGUACCGGGUCAUCCCUCCGACCCCGCGGCGGCGCUUCUCUCUUUACGACGAGGCGAUCGCCAUCAUUCGGCGCAUCCCGCUCCCGGACGUCGCCAUCAUCGGGCUGGGCCCCAACACGGCGCCACGUCCUCCCCUCUUCUGGGCGUGCCACUGGCGCCCCGCUCACAUUCAGCUGCCACGUCAUCGCAUCCUGGACGGCCUGUACACUGUCGAUCAGUUCCUUCCCGACGAGGCGCGGUCCUACGUCGUCGCGUGUCUGCGCCGCACCCCCACUUGCUUCGACGCACCGGAAGAGCCCUGGGCGGAACGCGACCGCUCACCGGCGGCCAUCCGACCAGAGCGCGCACAAGAAGGCGCCGCGAGCAACCCCCUCGCUUGGCGGCUCAGCGUGCAGCGGCCGCCAUCCAGGAAGUGGCCGUCGCCGAGGCCGUUCAGCCCCCUGCCCCGGCGCCUUCUCCGGCGGAGCGGCCCCCGCCAAGGCGACCCUCGCGGCAGCCGCGCCCCAGUCCGCAGCCUCACUAACGAGCUGCUCGCGACCCCCGACCUCCAGCCCUCCAACCGGCGUGCCAGCAUGGGCAACAUCCCGGUCAUCGACAACCUCUGCCAGCUCAUCUCUGCCACGUCACGCGCAGACACCGGCCUCGCGCAGCACGUCUGCGCUUUUCUGCAGCGUUUAUGGCCACCGGUGCGCGGGCAGGCCCUUCGGCGGGCGGCCCCCCACCUGCACCUGGCGGCCGGGGCCCUCCGCGUGACAACUCUGGCGCUGGCGGCCGCGGCCACAGCUCCCCUGCCGACCAGCGAGACAACGGCGGCGGUGGCCGUGGCGGCGGCCGCGACAGACGCUCAACCCCUCCGGAUGACGGUGCGAAGCGAAGGCGCCUAG